UCUCAAGUCGAGCGUUUCUUCGGAAAAUUUUGGCGUCCAUUGUCUUUACAGUUUGCUUCUUUCAGUUGUCUUCAUAGCAACCGACUCCAUGGCAAGAAGGAAGGACAAAUGUUAUGCUACCCAACUAAUUGAAGGAAAUGGUAGAUUUAAUGACAAGUUCUCGGAAAAUAUCAAGUUGGGUGAAUCCGGAUCUUCCUACGUCGUCAUCUCAAUCAUGGGUCCUCAGAGUAGCGGUAAGAGCACACUUUUGAACCACUUAUUUGGGACCAGUUUUAAAGAAAUGAGGGCUGAAAAGGGAAGGUCUCAAACUACUAAAGGCAUUUGGUUGGCAAAAUGUGCAAAUACUGAACCUUAUGCGCUUGUUGCGGACUUGGAGGGCAAUGAUGGAAGAGAAAGAGGAGAGAGUGAUACUGCAUUUGAGAAGCAGACUGCCCUUUUCGCUCUUGCAAUUUCAGAUGUCAUGAUCGUUAACAUGUGGUGUCAUGAUAUUGGGCGUAUACAUGGUGCAAAUACGCAUCUUCUAACAAUUGUAUUCCAGGUCAUGAUGCAGUUGUUUAGUAGAGACAUGCAUAAAAAAACUAUAUUUUUUAUUUUGCGUGAUAAGACCAAGACACCACUGAAUAUACUAAAAGAACAAGUGAACGAUCAUGUGAAAGAGAUUUGGAAUUCUACUCAAAAACCAAGAUCCCUUGAAGGAAUACCAUUGAAUAAAUAUUUUAAUGUUGAAGUUGAUGCCCUAUCUAGUUAUGAACGUGAAGAACAGGAAUUUAAAAAUGAGGUUUCUAGUUUAAAGAAUAAAAUCCUCCAAUCUAUAUCUUUUGAUGGCCAUUAUCGGUAUCAACACUGGAUUGAUGCUGCUACGUUUUCAAUAAGUGUGAAGCAAAUGUGGAAUACUAUUAAGGAAAACAAGGAGCUUGACAUUCCUGCACACAAGAUUAUGGUUGGCACUUUACGUUGUGAACAGAUUGUAAAUGGAAAGUUUGAGUCUUUAAAGAAUCAGGAUUGGGUUGAAUUGCAUAAGAAUAUAAAAAGUCUAGAUCCAAGCUUAUUCCGGGAGAAGCUCAUUACAAUCCUUAAUAGAUGCCUAUCGCAGUAUGACAACGAAACUAUUUAUUUUGAUGAAAGUGUUAGAGCAGAAAAGCGAGAGAGCUUGAAAGAGAAAGCGCGGCAACUAUUCGAACGCUCUUAUCAAGGCCUAUUGGAUCAUCAACGGUGUAUAACCUUAAGUACUUUUAAGAAAGAAUUGGACAGUGCUCUGAAUGGAGGGAAAACUUUUGCUUUAUCUGCAAGUGAUUGCAGCGAGCAUGUCAUGGCAAAAUUUGAUGAAAUAUGCACAGAUGCUACUAUUCCACAAGCAAACUGGGAUUCAUCUGGUGUUCGGCUUCAACUUAAGCAAGAUAUUGGUGAAUAUGUUACUGCACUCCGUCAAAUCAAACUCGAUGAGUGUACUAAGAUAUACAAGAAACAACUAAAAGAGGCAUUAACGGUACCUGUGAAAGAUUCUCUGCAUGAAGCAGACAUGAACACCUGGCCAACAAUAAAAUGGUAUCUUCAACGUGAGACCAUGUCAGCUGUCAAUGGGCUAUCUAGGGAACUCAAUGGCUUCGACAUUGAUGAUAAAAGGAAGGAUGAAAUGCUUGAACGCCUAAAAGACUAUGCAAGAGAUAUGGUUGAAAAGAUGGCAAAAGAGGAAGCAAAUGGAGUCCUGAAACACAUGCAUGACAGGUUUCUAAUGCUUUUUACCUAUGAGUCUAAGAAUGUGCCAAGGAUUUUGACUGAGAAUGAUGACGUCAAAGCAAUUGCAGAAGGUUCCCGCAAACAAUGUCUUAAACUACUGGCUGUUAUGGCUGCCAUGCGUUUGGGUGACACUGUUGAUAAUAUCGAAGCAACUCUCUACCUCACUCUGAUGAAUGCCAAUGGUAAGGAUGAUAGUAGCACGAGAACCACAUCAUCAGAUCCGCUGGACAAAAGCACAUGGGAAGAGGAUCCUACAAUGAAAACUUUGAUUGCUCCUUCCCAAUGUAAAACACUUUGGAAUAAAUUCCAAACGGAUACAGAGCACAUUGUUAAUCAUGCCAAUUCUGUCAUUCAAGCCAAGCUCAUGGCCAAGAAGGCCCAAGAAGAGGCUGAUGCUGCUAAUAAGAAGGCUAACCAAAUGGCUGAGCAGGCACGCAGAGAGGUUAUUGCUCUCAAAAAAGAAGCCGAGGAAGCUAUAAAAAAGGCUUUUGAAGAUGCCAAGAUUGCUAAAGCCGACGCUGAACAGGCAAAGAAGGCGGCAACUGUUGCUGAGAGAGCCUACAAUGAAGCGGUAGAAAAGGCCAAACGUGGUUUUUGGGGACGCGUUUUGGAUUAUUUGAUUUUCAAGCCUUUUGAAUGGAUUGUUAGCCAAUAGAGUCAACAGAAUUGAUUAGUUGGUAUGGUGCAUGCAUGGAAAACAAGUGCUGUUAAAAGAGGUUUGUUUGGGAGUACAAGACAUGGUUUGAAAGUGGUUUCUUACGGAAUCCACUCCUCUAUCUUUACGUGGGAAUAAGAAGCAAAAAAAUAUAUAAAGAUAUUGUUGUGGACUAUUAAAUUAGGAGUUUAAAGCAUCAAUAAGAAAACCGAGUGAUCUCCUCAUUAAGUAAAUAAGGAAAUUUAGUUACCAA
This is a messenger RNA of Nelumbo nucifera (sacred lotus), 2645 nucleotides long. RefSeq names its product protein ROOT HAIR DEFECTIVE 3 homolog 1-like. The record is from RefSeq and is a predicted model, not a curated record. Gene Ontology annotation, biological process: endoplasmic reticulum membrane fusion. Gene Ontology annotation, cellular component: endoplasmic reticulum. NCBI's taxonomy places the organism in Eukaryota, Viridiplantae, Streptophyta, Magnoliopsida, Proteales, Nelumbonaceae. Gene Ontology annotation, molecular function: GTPase activity; GTP binding.